This is a messenger RNA of Iphiclides podalirius (scarce swallowtail), 273 nucleotides long. The record is from the annotation of a GenBank genome assembly. Lineage: Eukaryota; Metazoa; Arthropoda; Insecta; Lepidoptera; Papilionidae.
AUGAUGCGGCCACGGACGCGAGGUAUAGAUGGCGGGCUACCCGAUGGGGUGCGGGGGCGGGUGGUAAAUGCACUCGGUCGGGGCGCUAACGUGUGCCGGCGGGGGAGGGGGGGGGGGGGCGCGGGGGGACGUCGUCGAGGAGAGUCGGAGGCUGCGAUCGAUGAAGCGCGGACACGCCUAGCGCACAGCGCACCCCGCGCUCACCGUCCAUUCAACCGGCGUUCACUCUACGCCGAAAACCGUACUACUGCGCCGAGACAGCGAGCGAAACUG